CUGUAUUCUAGUGUUUUAUCAAUAUCUUAUACACAUGCAUUUAAUAUAGGUCUUGGUCUGUUAAUACCUCAUCUGCUGACAUUGUCCAGCUCAUUCCUGGAAGGCGCAAAACUACGUGUUUUCACCGUUGCCGCUAGUCACAGCCAGCUUCAGAAGGAACAACGAAGCAUGGCGGCAUUGUUGAGUCGUUUUCGCAUUGACUAUUCAAACGUGUAUGUCAUCCCAGAUUUGGCGAAGCGGCCUAACAAGACAACGGUCGACGCGUUCAAGGAGUUCAUCGUGCCGUUCCUAAAAGACAUAGACGAAAAGGAGGAAAUUUUGGACGAAAUUUACGCGUCUCAUUUGUACAUUUCCGACACCGAGUUCAUCGCUAUGAAGGGCAAGGUAUAA
This is a messenger RNA of Soboliphyme baturini, 390 nucleotides long. The record is from the annotation of a GenBank genome assembly. NCBI's taxonomy places the organism in Eukaryota, Metazoa, Nematoda, Enoplea, Dioctophymatida, Soboliphymatidae.